Symbiodinium necroappetens is the source of this 2724-nucleotide messenger RNA. The record is from the annotation of a GenBank genome assembly. Lineage: Eukaryota; Dinophyceae; Suessiales; Symbiodiniaceae.
GCCCCCUUCCUCUCUCCUCCCGUGUCCCCCCCUCGAGUGAUGGCGGAGAUUGCGGUGCCGGAUACGGAUGAAGAGCCGCCGCACUCGAGCAGUCCCAAGCUUGCCAGAACAGAUGCCGGGACUAGUGGCCGUCGGAAGGAUAGGAAUGAGCCCAUCACCAUUGGUGAUCUUCAGGCCCUGCUUCAGCAGCAAAGUGAAAAUAUCGCUAGGACCCAAGCUGUCGAAAUCCGCGGGGCCGUGGCAGAGUUGCGCGAGGCUACCCUUCAAGAGUUCCGUGGUAUUCGCUCAGAGAUGACCCGUCAUGCUGACUGCAUCUCGCAGUUGCGCGACCAGGGGGAGAAGCUGGAAGCGAGGGUCCUCGCAUUGGAGGCCCGGAGAGAUGAAGGAAGCACUACCUACAUAGGCUCCAAUGCGGCCGAGGGGCAUCAGAAGAACUUGGUCAUCCUGGGUGGGUGGGAUGCAGACACGCAUCGCGAUGACUUGCUGCCAGAGCUGCGGGAGAUGUUGACCAGGAUUGGGGUCCUCGAAAGAUUCCAAGACAUCUUCACUACAGGCCCUCGUCGGGGCCACGCAAUGGGGAUCGUGAAGUGGCCAGCGGGGCAAGGAGAACAAGAGCUGAAGAGAGGGCUUAUCCGCCUCGUGCAGGAGAUCAGGAGUGCAUCGAUGGCAUCGAAGUCUAUGCCAGUGGGGAAGACCCUCUGGGCAGCGAUCAGUAAAACCAAAAUGGAGCGACUUCGAGCGGGUCAUGCUGGAAAAACAAAGCGGCUGAUCUUGGAAACGAACCCAUCGGAGAAGCACGCCAUGGAUGUCGAAUGGGGAGCAGGCUCUGUGUGGAUGCGAGGGCAACUUAUCUCAAGCGCCACCAGGCCCUCGCCAAAAGGAGCAGAGACGCACAAAGGAAGGGCCCCUGGCGCAUGGAUCGACAUCGGGCAGAUCUCGAGAGCACUUGGUGUGGCGGGGGAUGGGCUUGCUGAGCGCUGGGAACUGUUCGCCCGGAAAGCAGCCCCGGAGGGGGGUGAAGUUGCCUUUGUGUCUUGGAACAUCGGUGGCAAGACGGUCGAAACGGCUGAGUUACCUCGACUUGCACCGGGGUGGCACACCACGAAGCAUGAGAACAAGACGCUGAUCCAGUACAGGGAGGAAGACCAAUGGCGAGGGAACGGCAUCAUGUUCUCCCCGACCGAGUACACCUGCCUCCGCAGGAAGGCCAACAGUGUGGGAGUGUGGGCUCGCCUUAGGCAAAUCAGCACUGGCUCACAGUUCUGGGUGUGCUCCGCUCGAAUGAGCACUGGAGUAUCGGAUGCUCAAACAGCAGAAGAAGCACACGAUGUGUUGUCACUGCGGCCCCCCACUGCACUGCCGAGUGUCAUACUAGCUGACUUCAAUACCCAGCUGAAGUGGACCAGAGCAGCUGGAGAGAGAGGUCAGAUCAUGCCCACGACAGGCAGAGCGGACUACCUGCAAUCUGAACUUGAACGCAGGCGGUACCACAUGCACCCUCCGGGGGCUGCACAGUGGGACACUCCCACGAGCCGCCCAAGACGGAGAGGGGUGAGAGGCAGGCAAAUAGAUGGAGUGGCCUCUUGCGGGACCAGACGGGCAGAAGUACACAUCGCUGAAGGAUCAUACAAGGAGAUCGGGGGAGACCAUGACAGAGUGCAUGCCACCAUGAACCUAGGCCCCCGACCGCCCCCUGACCACCAGAGUACCACCAAACCCCGGGCCGUGAUAGGUGAGAUCCCCGUACAGCUUUGCCUCAAUCAAACCCGCAUUCAGCAGCUGGCAGAGGCUUUCACACAGCCGCGUAAAGGGCAGCGAUACAGGGACCCCGCGGAGGUGAAGAGCGCCUUUCGGACAGCCAGGCUGCUUGGUACCGAGCAGGCGUGGAAGAGUGCACAACAAGCUCGCAGGAAAGCCCGGGAUGAGUGGCUCCAGGCCAAGGUCCAUCGAGCAAGCCAAGGGAGCUGGAAAGACAUGAAAGAGCUGAAGGACACCGCCGGGGCAGAAUGGGCAGUGCACCUCACAGAGGAAGCCUAUGCUCAGAACAAAGAUCCCCUCCGGUGGACCACCAAGCAUUUUUCUGACCUCUUCAAGGCUGCAAGUGCAGAUAAUGUCUCGGUUCAGUGGGAACAAGGCCAUAGUAAUGGCGCUCCCUUCAGUGUGGAAGAGUUGCGGGAAGUAGUGAGGAAGGGCAGGACUGGAAAAGCGGUGGGGCUGGACCUCACGUCCUACGAGCUGCUCAAAGAAUUGUGCAAGGACCCUACAUCGGAACAGUCGCUCCUGAUGUGGAUGGAGUCGGUCCGUGUGGGGGCCACAAUUCCGGAAGCGUGGCUGACCACCAUAAUCACGCUACUACCCAAAAAGACCAAGCCAGAGUCGCCGUCAGACCUCCGACCGAUCAGCCUCAGCUCGGCGGUUGGCAAAGUGUAUGGAGGACUGUUGUUGAGUCGAACAAGAAGGGCCCUCCUUCCCCGAGGCCCGGAGCAGUGUGCUCUGGGAGGAAGGCAGACCUCAGAUUACCUUUUCACAGUGAUGAAAACUUUUGCCUUGGAAACUGAGUGGCGAUUUGGACUGAGCUGGCUCAAGCUCGAUAUCAACAAAGCCUACGACUCCAUUCACAGGUGGAAGGUCCUUGAGUACCUGAGGGAUAACCUCCCCCCCCGACAUGUGGAGGGAGUUCGAGGCGUGGAAGCAGCUCUUGGAGCCCGGGAAGGCGCAGCUUAG